Molecule: messenger RNA, 570 nt
Organism: Theileria orientalis strain Shintoku
Lineage: Eukaryota; Apicomplexa; Aconoidasida; Piroplasmida; Theileriidae
Exons: 1
Coding region: 1-570 (189 amino acids)
Source: RefSeq, a predicted model, not a curated record
AUGAAUAUGUUGUUCGCAGCCAUGGUUGCUGUCGCAACCGUAUCCGCAGCUCCCUUCCUUUUGGACCAUGACUUGGUUAAGAACAAUGGACACCCAAAACUCGCAGUAUUUCACCACGUAGGAGCAGUUCUCGGCAACGGCGUCAACGAAAAUAAACUCAGAUUUGUCCACUUGAUGCCCAAAGUCAGCUUCCUCUGCGAGUUCGCAGACGGUCUCGCCUCUGCACAUUUCGGCGGUGCUGCAAAACAUCACACUUUCCUUAACUUGCCUGAAGGAGAACAUCUUGUUGAAGUGUUGGGUCUAUCCAACUGCCACGACUGGCACGUUGUCGUUAUGGGAGUUUGGAACGUCGCUGGAGGUUUCCUUUCUCACAAAUUGUUUGGUGGUGUUAAGGGUGAGGGCAUGAAGUUCUUCGGACUCAUGGAUGAGGUAGCAGACUUUGUAAAUCUUAAAUUGGGCACGUCCCACCUCCCACUGUUUAAAGAGCUUGUCGCCAAGGGCCUCCCUUCUCACCUCUUUACUCACAAACUCAACCAUAAACUCGCAAACCGCUUGGCCCAGUUAGCAUAA